Messenger RNA from Musa acuminata subsp. malaccensis (wild Malaysian banana), 2393 nucleotides. RefSeq names its product scarecrow-like protein 8. Gene Ontology annotation, biological process: regulation of DNA-templated transcription. NCBI's taxonomy places the organism in Eukaryota, Viridiplantae, Streptophyta, Magnoliopsida, Zingiberales, Musaceae. The record is from RefSeq and is a predicted model, not a curated record. Gene Ontology annotation, molecular function: sequence-specific DNA binding; DNA-binding transcription factor activity. Gene Ontology annotation, cellular component: nucleus.
UCCGGCUGCUCACGGAUCCCACCACGCGCUCCCGCCGCAACCUGAUUCGCUUCCGUCGAGUGCCCGCAGGAAGCAGCGGCGUUCUGAUUGGGUCGGGGAGAAACGCACUCGAGUUGUUCGGUGUCGUGCCUCACAAGGAGCUUAUCAGGGCCGGGAGAGCAUCUGCGCUGCUAGUGGCUGAUACCUCGCCAGCGUCGCGCAGUUCCUCUCUCUCUUUUCUCUCUGUUUAUUAAUGACCAUUGCUUGGCAAGCAAGCGUAUCCGUGUGUUUCAACAGAGCAAGCGAGGGGGACGGGCACAAACAUAUUAUUAAUGGUACCUGUCUUUAGCUUUCCCUCUUUAUUACGUGAGAGAGAAGAGAGAAGGUGAGAAAGGAGGAGAGAUGGUGGUGGAGUCCUCUGCUGCAGAGAGGGAAGAGGACAAGAGGAGAGUCGCCAUGAACCGCUCCUUUUAGAUUUCUUUCGCCUUCAAUUGUCUCCGUCUCUCUCUUCUGUGAGUUUGAUCGAAAGGUGUUUGGCUAUGGCGUCGGGGUUUCCCGGGCGGGAGCUCGGGUACGGAGUGCGGCUGCCGAUCCCGGCGCGGUCGGAAGCUGGAAAUGGCGGCCUGCUGAAGCGGUCGCUGACAGAAAUGGACAGACUGCAGCUGCAGCAGCAGAUGCAGUUGCAGCACACGUUCUUCCUUCGAUCCGUGAAGCAGAGGACGCUCUUCAACUCCCCUGCUUCACCCCACUUUUCGCCUCCUCUUCCCCCGGCGGAUCUCUCUUCUGGCUCCUCUUCCUCCUUGAUUUCGGCGAAGUUGACACAAGACGGGCUGGCGCGAUCCAGAGAGCAAUCCUCCGCGCCGCAGGUGGCCGCGUCGGGGGCGGAGAGCAGGCCCUCCGCCGCGGUGCGCGACCGGCUCCAGGAACUGGAGCGGCGGUUGCUACUGGACGAGGAGGAGGGGGAAGGCGAUGUCAGCACGUCAGGCUCGGCCGUGACCACGGCCGAGUGGAGCGAGGCGAUGCAGCAGCUCAUCACGCCGCCGACGUCGGCAAAGAACCCGCUUUCCGCUUCGCCCACCAAUUCCUCUUCCACCACCGUCUCGUCCUCCGCCUCGUGCUCGCCCUCCUCGUCGUCGGUGGCUUCAUCUUCGCGGCAGAUGCUCCUCGAGACCGCCGCUGCUAUCGCGGACGGGAACCUCGAGACAGCCACCGCGAACCUCGUCGUCCUGAAACGCGUUGCGAACCCCCGAGGCGACGCGGAGCAGCGACUGACGGCGGUGAUGGUCGACGCGCUCAUCUCUCGGCUAAAGCUGCCGCAGGCUGGGAGUUCCUCUCUCCCGAUCGCGGCGCUCUGCAGCGCGGAGCACUUCGCGGCAACGCAGAUGCUCUACGAACUCUCCCCUUGCUUCAAGCUCGGCCUUAUUACCGCCAAUUUGGCGAUUUUGGAGGCCACCAAGGAGCAGCCCAUGAUCCAUAUCCUUGACUUCGAUGUUGGCCAGGGCGGCCAGUACGCCGUCCUCCUCCAUGCUCUCGCGGAACGCCACCAUCUCCGCCCCGCCGCCGGCGCACCCUCCCUCCGGAUCACUGCCGUCUCGGACCCCACGUCCCCGUUCACCAACAACAACAGCGGGGGGAACCUAAGGGCCGUCGGCAACCGGCUAGAGAAGCUGGCGGAGAGGGCCGGCCUGGCGGUCCGGUUCAACGUCGUCCACCUGCGGGCCGCGGAGCUGGACGCGUCGGCGCUGAGGUGCGAGCCCGGGGAGGCCCUGGUGGUGAACCUGGCCUUCGCCCUAUCACGGGUCCCGGACGAGAGCGUCUCCCCGACGAACCCCCGCGACGAGAUCCUCCGCCGCGUGCGCGCCCUCCGCCCGCGCGUGGUGGCGCUGGUGGAGCAGGAGAUCAACACCAGCACCGCCGCCUUCGCCGCCCGCUUCGGCGAGGCGUGCGCCCACUACGGCGCGCUGCUGGAGUCGCUCGACGCGACCGUGGCCCGGGACAGCGUGCAACGUGCCCGAGUCGAGGCCGGUUUGGCUCGGCGGGCGCUCAACUCGGUGGCCAACGAAGGGGCGGACCGGGUAGAGCGGUGCGAGGUCUUCGGAAAGUGGCGGGCGCGGAUGGGGAUGGCGGGGUUCGACUCGGUUCCUCUGGGGCCGGCCGUGAUCGAACCGGUCAAGGCCCGGCUCGCAUCGAUCCGGUCCAAUCGGGGGUUCACCAUGAGAGACGAAGCCGGAGGUCACGGUCUGGGGUUCGGUUGGAAGGGCCGGGUGCUCACGGUCGCUUCCUCAUGGCGGUAGGCCCAGACACACAUUAUUUGAGCCAAGUUAUUAGAAUUAAUUGCUUCUUGUUGGGGACGUACCAACUUGGCCCCAAUUGUUUCGAUCACUAUAUAAUGAUAACGAUGUGUUUGACAACAA